Nomascus leucogenys (northern white-cheeked gibbon) is the source of this 3537-nucleotide messenger RNA. Its product is annotated as ankyrin repeat domain-containing protein 18A. Gene Ontology annotation, molecular function: protein binding. NCBI's taxonomy places the organism in Eukaryota, Metazoa, Chordata, Mammalia, Primates, Hylobatidae. The record is from RefSeq and is a predicted model, not a curated record.
UGAAAAGGUGACAGGGAGCUGCCCCCUCUCAAGAGUCGGUGGUUGGGGGUCUGAGAAGUCACCCCCAUGAAGCUGUUCGGCUUCGGGAGCCGCAGGGGCCAGACGGUUCUGGGAGCCGUAGACCACAUCUACACGGGUUCCGGGUACCGAACCCGGGACUCCCAACUGCAGGCGAUCCACAAGGCGGCUGUCAAGGGCGACGCCGCGGAGGUGGAGCGCUGUCUGGCGCACAGGAGCGGAGACCUGGACGCCCUGGACAAGCAGCACAGAACUGCUCUACAUUUGGCCUGUGCCAGUGGCCAUGUGAAAGUGGUCACCCUCCUGGUUAGCAGAAAAUGCCAGAUUGAUAUCUGUGACAAAGAAAACAGAACGCCUUUGAUACAGGCUGUCCAUUGCCAGGAAGAGGCUUGUGCUGUUAUUCUGCUGGAACAUGGCGCCAAUCCAAACCUUAAGGAUAUCUACGGCAACACUGCUCUCCAUUAUGCUGUGUAUAACGAGAGCAUCUCGCUGGCAGAAAAACUGCUUUUCCAUGGUGCAAAUAUUGAAGCACUGGACAAGGACAAUAAUACCCCACUUUUAUUCGCUAUAAUUUGCAAGAAAGAGAAAAUGGUGGAAUUUUUAUUGAAAAACAAAGCAAGUACACAGGCCGUUGAUAAGCUGAGACGAACAGCCCUCAUGCUUGCCGUGCACUAUGACUCACCGGGUAUUGUCAACAUCCUUCUUAAGCAAAAUGUUAAUGUCUUUACUCAAGACAUGUGUGGACGAGAUGCAGAAGAUUACGCUAUUUCUCGCCAUUUGACAAAAAUUCAACAACAAAUUUUGGAACAUAAAAAGAAGAUACCUAAAAAUGACAAACCAGAUGUUGGAAGUUCUGAUGAAUCUGCAGUCAGCAUUUUCCAUGAACUGUGUGUGGAUUCAUUGCCUGCAUCGGAUGACGAAGACUUGAGUGUUGCUACUAAGGAUUUUCAUAAUCAUGAAGAAAUGAAAGAUCUGAUGGAUGAAAAUUGCAUUUUGAAGACAGAUAUUGGUAUACCCAGACAGGAAAUAUGCACAAUGAAAAAUGACAAUCUGGAAAAAGAAAAUAAAUAUCUUAAGGACAUUAAAAUUGCUAAAGAAACAAAUGCUGCCCUUGAAAACUGUAUAAAACUCAAUGAGGAAAAAACAGCAUUCUGGUAUCAACAAGAGCUUAAUGAUCUCAAAGCUGAGAAUGCAAGGCUCAAUUCUGAACUGUUGGAAGAAAAAGAAAGCAAGAAAAGACUGGAAGCUGACAUUGAAUCUUAUCAGUCUAGACUGGCUGCUGCUAUAAGUAAACACAGUGAAAGUGUGAAAACAGAAAGAAAGCUAAAACUUGCUUUAGAGAGAACACAAGAUGUUUCUGGACAAGUAAAAAUGAGUUCUGGUAUUUCCGAAGUAAAAGAUGAGAAUGAGUUUCUUACUGAACAACUUUCUAAAACGCAAAUUAAAUUUGACACCUUAAAAGAUAAGUUCCACAAGACAAGAGAUACUCUCAGAAAAAAGUCAUUGGCUUUAGAAAUUGUACAAAAUGACCUAAGCCAAGCACAGCAGCAAAUAAAGGAAAUGAAAGAGAUGUAUCAAAAUGCAGAAGCUAAAGUGAGUAAAUCCACUGGAAAGUGGAACUGUGUAGAAGAGAGGAUAUGUCAACUCCAACGUGAAAAUCUGUGGCUUGAACAGCAACUAGAUGAUGUUCAUCAGAAAGAGGGUCAUAAAGAGAUAGUAAUUAAUAUCCCAAGAGGCUUUAUUGAGAGUGGAAAGAAAGACCUCCUGCUAGAAGAGAAAAAUAAGAAGCUAAUGAAUGAAAAUAAUCAUUUAAAAGAAAGUCUCUUUCAAUAUGAGAAAGAGAAAACAGAAAGAGUAGUGGUUGUGAGACACCUUCAACAAGAAGUGGCUGAUUCCCUUAAAAAAUUAACCACGUUAGAGUCUCCACUGGAAGGUACAUCAUGUCACAUUAAUUUGGAUGAGACACAGGCCUCAAAGAAGAAAUUAUUUCAAGUGGAAAGUCAACCUGAAGAAAAAAACAAAGAAUUAAGAAAACUUUUUGAGUUAAUAUCAUCACUGGAGUAUAAUGUGAAUCGAAUAAGAAAGAAAAAUCGUGAAUUAGAAGAAGAGGCAACUGGAUAUAAGAAACUCCUGGAAAUGACAAUAAAUAUGUUAAAUGUAUUUGGAAAUGAACACUUCGGUUGCCAUGGAGACUUAAAAACAGAUCAACUGAAAAUGGAUAUUCUGAUUAAGAAGCUAAAACAUAAGUUUGAUGAUCUUAUGGCAGAGAAGGAAGCUGUAUCUUCAAAAUGUGUCAGUUUGGCUAAAGACAAUCAAGUUCUUCAACAGGAGUUAUUAUCUAUGAAAAAAGUACAACAGGAAUGUGAAAAACUUGAGGAGGAUAAAAAGAUAUUGGAAGAAGAAAUAUUAAAUCUUAAGACACAUGUGGAAAACAGUACAGUAGAACUUAGUAAACUACAAGAAUAUAAAUCAGAGCUAGAUGAAAGGGCAAUGCAGGCAGUAGAAAAAUUAGAAGAAAUCCAUUUACAGAAACAAGCACAAUAUAAAAAACAAUUAGAGAAGUUAAACAAGGAUAAUAUGGCUUCACUAAAUAAGAAGGAACUCACAUUUAAAGAUGUGGAAUGUAAAUUCUCCAAAAUGAAAACUGCUUAUGAAGAGGUUACAACUGAGUUAGAAGAAUAUAAGGAAGCCUUUGCAGCAGCACUGAAAGCUAACAAUUCCAUGUCAAGAAAAUUAACAAAAGUGAAUAAGAAAAUAGCAAUGAUCAGCACCAAGCUCCUUAUGGAGAAAGAGUGGGUGAAAUAUUUUCUCAGCACUCUUCCUAUAAGGCGAGGCCCAGAGUCACCUUGUGUUGAAAAUCUUACUAGUAUAGGACUCAACAGAAAAUAUAUUCCCCAAAGGCCCGUAAGAAUUCCUACUUCAAACCCUCAGACUUCAAAUAACUGCAAGAACUACUUGACUGAGAUGGAGCUGGACUGUGUAGAACAAAUAAUUAGAGAAACAAAGAGAACUGUUGCUGUGUUGGACACUUGCUUCCAUCUACUUUCUUCUCUGGAAUCCACUGAGGUGGAGCCACUGAGGAAGCACAGGCGAGCCCUCCCCAGCGUGUACUCACUGGUCCCCAACAGAAGAACCGCUGCCGCCUCAUCACAGUUAGAGACACACAGCAGUGUCUGUGAGUAGCUCUGCGUGAAGGACCAUUUUCUAGAUGAGAGGCACAUCUCAACACAGCUCACUGAUCAGACUCAGCAAUUCCAUUCUGCAUCUUUUCUGAUCACCUCCGUGACCACCAGGACAACCCGAUCAGGGCCCUGUCACCAGGCCCAAUCCAGCUCCAUGAUAACAAAGACACAGGUCCAGAGACAACCAUCCUGCAUUGUGCCUGCAUCUGCCCCUUGGUGGCUAGUGACCAACACAACAUGGAAGAAGCCAGGGCAGCAUGCGGCCAGCUGCCCUACAGCCCCAGAUGGCUCCUGAGCCUUGGGAAGUCAUUCUUAAAGGGGAAGCUGGUCACUUUGA